AUGGUAACCCGAGGGGAAAAACAGACCUACCGAGGCUGCACGAAGGAAGACUUUUUUCACUGGCCUUCAUCACGGCGGCUUGGAUUGUCCUGUGCCAACUGUCACACCACAACUACCACCUUAUGGCGCAGAAACGCCGAGGGUGAACCCGUGUGCAAUGCUUGUGGACUCUACAUGAAACUCCAUGGGGUGCCCAGACCACUUGCUAUGAAGAAAGAGGGAAUUCAAACCAGGAAACGAAAACCUAAGAACAUAAAUAAAUCAAAGACUUGCUCUGGUAAUAGCAAUAAUUCCAUUCCCAUGACUCCAACUUCCACCUCUUCUAACUCAGAUGAUUGCAGCAAAAAUACUUCCCCCACAACACAACCUACAGCCUCAGGGGCGGGUGCCCCGGUGAUGACUGGCGCGGGAGAGAGCACCAAUCCCGAGAACAGCGAGCUCAAAUAUUCGGGUCAAGAUGGGCUCUACAUAGGCGUCAGUCUGGCCUCGCCGGCCGAAGUCACGUCCUCCGUGCGACAGGAUUCCUGGUGCGCCCUGGCCCUGGCCUGAGCCCAUGCCGCCAAGAGGCAGGGAGGGCUCCGCCGCGGGCCUCACUCCACUCGUGUCUGCUUUUGUGCAGCAGUCCAGACAGUGGCGACUGCGCUGACAGAUCGUGAUUCUCGUGCCUUUAUUUUGAAAGAGAUGUUUUCCCCAAGAGGCUUGCUGAAGAGUGAGAGAAGAUGGAAGGGAAGGGCCGGUGCAACUGGGCGCGUUGCCUCCCUCUCUGGCCAGGGCCACUCCAGCCAGCCCGCCUCCGGGGCGGACCCUGCUCCGCUUCCAGAAACAGGACUAGGACCUGGGCCUGGCCUGCUAAGGAAUAUUGAGAGAGAUUUUUUUAAAAAGAUUUUGCAUUUUGUCCAAAAUCAUGUGCUUCUUCUGAUCAAUUUUGGUUGUUCCAGAAUUUCUUCAUACCUUUUCCACAUCCAGAUUUCACGUGCGUUCGUGGAGAAGAUCACUUGAGGCCAUUUGGUACACAUCUCUGGAGGCUGAGUCGGUUCAUGAGGUCUCUUGUCAAAAAUAUUACUCAGUUUGCAAGACUGCAUUGUAACUUUAACAUACACUGUGACUGAUGUUUCUCAAAGUUCAUAUUGUGUGGCUGAUCUGAAGUCAGUCAGAAUUUGUAAACAGGGUAGCAAACAAGAUAUUUUUCUUCCAUGUAUACAAUAAUUUUUUUUAAAAGUGCAAUUUGCGUUGCAGCAAUCAGUGUUAAAUCAUUUGCAUAAGAUUUAACAGCAUUUUUUUAUAAUGAAUGUAAACAUUUUAACUUAAUGGUACUUAAAAUAAUUUAAAAGAAAAAUGUUAACUUAGACAUUCUUAUGCUUCUUUUACAACUACAUCCCAUUUCUAUAUUUCCAAUUGUUAAAGAAAAAUAUUUCAAGAACAAAUCUUCUCUCAGGAAAAUUGCCUUUCUCUAUUUGUUAAGGAUUUUUAUACAAGAACACCAAUAUACCCCCUUUAUUUUACUGUGGAAUAUGUGCUGGAAAAAUUGCAACAACACUUUACUACCUAACGGAUAGAAUUUGUAAAUACUCUAGGUAUCUGUAAACACUCUGAUGAAAUCUGUAUAGUGUGACUAACCCACAGGCAGGUUGGUUUACAUUAAUUUUUUUUGAAUGGGAUGUCCUAUGGAAACCUAUUUCACCAGAGUUUUAAAAAUAAAAAGGGUAUUGUUUUGUCUUCUGUA
Molecule: messenger RNA, 1723 nt
Organism: Mandrillus leucophaeus (drill)
Lineage: Eukaryota; Metazoa; Chordata; Mammalia; Primates; Cercopithecidae
Product: transcription factor GATA-6-like
Exons: 5
Coding region: 1-549 (182 amino acids)
Biological process (GO): epithelial cell differentiation; negative regulation of transcription by RNA polymerase II; cell fate commitment
Molecular function (GO): RNA polymerase II cis-regulatory region sequence-specific DNA binding; zinc ion binding; DNA-binding transcription factor activity, RNA polymerase II-specific
Source: RefSeq, a predicted model, not a curated record